Molecule: messenger RNA, 720 nt
Organism: Talaromyces marneffei
Lineage: Eukaryota; Fungi; Ascomycota; Eurotiomycetes; Eurotiales; Trichocomaceae
Exons: 1
Coding region: 1-720 (239 amino acids)
Molecular function (GO): protein N-terminal-serine acetyltransferase activity; protein-N-terminal-alanine acetyltransferase activity
Source: RefSeq, a predicted model, not a curated record
AUGACAGUCAAUCGUCCCCUAGGCUUCAAAGUUGCAGAGCCUACAUAUACCCCUGCACCCCGCCCACGUCGCAUCACCCUCCCGGGCCGCACAGUGACUUUAGAACCACUCCAAGCCUCACAUGCAGAAGAACUAUUCCCCCAUAUCGGCGGUAACGAGCACGGCUGGUUAUGGGAUUACAUGCUCGGCGGUCCUACAGUGACCGUCGCCGAAUUACAGACAUAUCUCGCGGAUUUCGAGAAAUCCGAAAGUUCAAUCUUAUGCGCUAUUAGGGUCCAUGCCGAUACAGAUGCUAGUGAGAGUAAGCUGAUGGGAUACAUCGGCCUCUUGAACAUCAUCCCUGUCCAUCGCAGCAUUGAAGUGGGCCAUGUUAUGUACUCCCCAGCAUUACAACGGACAACACCUGCCACGGAAAGCGUGUUUCUGUUGGCUCGCUACGCAUUCCGAGACUUGGGCUAUAGGCGCCUAGAGUGGAAAUGCAAUAAUCUCAACGAAGCCUCAAAAAGGGCGGCCCGGAGGUAUGGGUUUGAGUUUGAGGGCGUGUUUCGGCAGCAUAUGAUCAUCAAGGGACGCAAUCGGGACUCGGCGUGGUUUUCGUUGUUGGAUUCGGAGUGGGUGGAGGGAGGUGUAGAGGAGGGGUUUGAGCGGUGGUUGGACGGGGGCAAUUUUGACGCGCAGGGGAGGCAGAAGAGCCGGUUGGAGGAUUGUGUAAAGAAGUGA